AUGCAGUUUUUCUCAAGACUCAACGUUUUCUUCGAGUUUCUAGGGUCGUUGGGGAUGGCCGGGAGGAAAGUUCGAGAUCAGAUUCAAAAAUCGAACAAUUUCAAUCAAAGCACUCUGAUCCGCGAAUCAUCCGACUCGAAGAAAUCGCUCGAUGACCUCUUCUCGUCGGUGUCGAAACAACCCGAGAAACAGCAAUACCAGCGCAAUCCAAAGUUCGCUCAGCGCGGCCUUCCGCCAAGUUUCUUCACGCCGCCGAGCCAGGGGAAAGGAAAUGCCCGCUCACAAGGCCCAUCACCGAUCGGGAGCAAUUUAUCAUCGAUGAAUUCGAUCAGCGACAGCGGAAAAGCGAGCUCCACCGACGAGGGAAUCUUCCAGAGUCAGCAAACGCUAAGCCCGUCGAGUAUGUCGCCGAGCACCGCCUCGCCAUUUCACCAGCGACAGGCCAGCGCCCCAGAGCUCGCCGAUUUCCCGGGACCGAGCAGCUACACCCAGUACCCUGCCCGUGGGAUGCACCAAAAGGGAUCGCUCAGCGUUUCGGAAGUCUCCCACUACAAUCACCCACAAUCGAGUCACGGCCGCUCGCAGUCGACCGACGCCACGAAUAUGCAAGGCAACCCACGCUUCUCGAUGCACCACACGCCCUACCACCAGCCGGCCACUCUCCCAAAAUCGUCGUCAAUGGACCCAAUGCUUGUGAGAAUGCCUGCUGACACCCAUGGUUGUCUGUCCGAUAGUCAACCGCAUUUGGGCACCACGUCAUUCGGGCAAUCCUUCCAGCUGCAGCCACAACAACAGCCGCCGCCGCAUCCCAGCCUUCCACCAAACGAUGGCUUGGGCUCAUUGCCACCGGGAUGGGACGCGCAAAGGGAUGGCUCUGGACGAAUUUUCUUUAUAAAUCACAAUAGUCAAGCCACGCAAUGGGAGGAUCCAAGGAAAACGCAUGCUCACCAACAACCGUGCUUGUCCAACUAUGGCUACCAGCAACAUCCAAUGAAUCAACCAGCGGACUACUCUACCUAUAGUAGCCUUGAACAGCUGGAAAUGGAGAGGACAAGCAUGCAGCAGAGACAAGAGCAAUUGAGGAGGGAGGGACUGUUGAAUGGAGCACCGACGAUGAGUGGUGCAUUGAGCGGCUCUCUUCCUCAACAACCUUUUCCCCAACAGCAAUCCGUUCAACAGCCGAUCUCUCCGAUGCACAUGAUGCAGUUUGGAGCCCCGUACGGACAAAUGCAUGGCGCUGGACCGAUCCAUGAUCAUUAUGGGCAUCAGAAAGAAGCCUCCGACGACUCGGCUCUUCAAGAGGGAAUGGACGUCGACGAGAUCCGCAUCGAUACAGCUAUUCUAAACAUCAACCCUCAAGAAUUCGACAAAUAUCUCCAAAUAACCGAUCAUCGA
This is a messenger RNA of Mesorhabditis belari, 1395 nucleotides long. The record is from the annotation of a GenBank genome assembly. Lineage: Eukaryota; Metazoa; Nematoda; Chromadorea; Rhabditida; Rhabditidae.